AUGACGGAUCCUCAGUCUGACUCGGUGCAGACUGGAAAGUCAGAACCCAGGCACACUCGAUUUUUUCGUCGCCGUGUUACUCCGCCCGAUGCUGAGAGCAAAGGAACAGAAAAGGAAAAAGAAGAACCUAAGAUUCCUCCCGUCUCAUUCUUCGCGCUUUUUCGAUUUGCUACGCGGAUGGAAAUUUUCUUCAAUAUCCUCGGAUUGGUGGCGGCUGGUGCUGGUGGGGCGGUCACACCUCUACUCAGUGUUUUCUUUGGCAAUCUUACUGCAGAUUUCGUGACUUUUACGCUGACACUUGCGCAAUCACGGGCGGGCUCUGUUGAGGCGACGGCUGAGCUACCAGCAGCUGCAGCGCAUUUUCGACACUCCGCGGGGAGGAACGCAACUUGGUUGACCGUUGUUGGAAUCGCUGUCUUUUUUACAACCCACAUCUAUAUGCAUGCUUGGAUAGUGACGUCUGAAUUGAGCGGGAAACGCAUUCGAGAACGCUAUCUUCAGGCCGUCCUUCGACAAGACCCCACAUUCUUUGAUGAGGUUGGCGCAGGGGAAGUUGUCACCCGCAUUCAAGGCGACAUUCAUCUUGUUCAGCAAGGCAUAUCGGAAAAGGUUCCACUAUGUGUCUUUUCUGUCGCACAGUUCAUAUCUGGCUUCGUCAUCGCUUUUGCUCACUCCUGGCGAAUGGCACUGGUCCUGAUGACCAUGUUUCCGUUCAUGAUACUUAUUGGCGCGCUGAUGGGCAAGUUCGCGCAGAAGUACACUGAGCAAUCCUUGAAGCAUGUCGCCGACAGCGGCACUCUGGCUGAAGAAACAAUAUCUUCGAUCCGCACAGCGCAUGCCUUCGGCUCACAAGAGGUUCUGGCCAAGAUCUAUGAUGCAUUCAUCGGAAAGGCUCGUGUAGUUGAUGUCAAGAACUCGAUGGCUACAGGCUUGGGGAUGGCAGGAUUUUAUUUCUCAGUCUUCGCAUCGUAUGGUUUGGCCUUCUCAUACGGUGUUACUCUCGUCAAUAAGGGCCAAGGCGACGCCGGCACGAUCAUCACUGUGUUCAUGUCAAUCUUGACGGGGACAUUUUCUUUGGUUGUUCUUGGGACCGUGGUCCAACCAAUCCUGCUGGCCAUGGGAGCUGCUGCUAAACUCUUCGACACUAUCGAUCGGGUUCCCUUAAUCGACAGCUCUUCUACCCUUGGCCUCAAAUCUGCUAGUCCAUCUCCUGCAACGCCCACAUUAUUACUCAGCAAUGUUCGAUUUUCCUACCCUUCCAGGAAGGAUAUCCAUGUCCUGAACGGUGUCUCGCUUUCGUUUGGCCAAGGCGUAACAACAGCACUUGUCGGCGCUAGCGGCUCUGGAAAGAGCACUGUUUUAGCCCUCAUUGAACGAUUUUACGAUCUCGAAGCGGGAGCUGGAAGCGUAAAACUAGACGCUGUUGAUAUUCGCGACCUCAAUGUUGGGUGGCUGCGCUCUCAGAUCGGCUAUGUUGCGCAAGAGCCCACUUUGUUCAAUGCAACAGUAAGCGAGAACAUAGCGUAUGGGCUGGUCAACUCUCCCUUCGAGAAACUUCCCGAGAGUGAAAAACAAGCCCGCAUCAAACAGGCCUGUCUCGUUGCUAAUGCGGAUGGGUUUAUUCGAAAACUUCCAUUGGGAUAUAACACCCUAGUUGGUGAACGAGGUUUCUUGCUAUCAGGGGGUCAAAAACAACGUAUUGCUAUCGCUCGUGCCAUUGUUAAGAACCCACGGAUUUUGCUGCUGGAUGAAGCGACUAGUGCGUUGGAUGGACAAAGUGAAGGUGUGGUGCAAAGGGCAUUGGAUAAUGCAAGUGCUGGAAGGACAACCAUCACUAUCGCUCAUCGUCUGAGCACGAUUCGCCGGGCUGACAAGAUAUACGUCAUGGGUAACGGUCACGUUCUCGAAGAAGGCACACACGAUGAACUGCUUGCGAUUCCGACAAGUACUUAUGCGCAACUCGUGGCCGCUCAAACCCUGCGCGAUCCUCAUUCGACUGCUCUUCCUACAUCCGAAAAAUCUCAAGAUGAUCAAGCCGAUAGCCUCAUACAAGAAACUGACAAAAUUUCGCGAGAGAGCAUUUCCGUUGAUGCACUCAAGGAGAGCACCACUCAAAUGAGCAUUGUGGAUGUUUGGCGACGUUUGAUGGUUAUGAACCGCGAGUCCUGGCGAACGUACAUGAUUGGUGCUGUUUUCGCAUUGUUGAACGCAUUGGUCUACCCAUCCUUCGGAAUUGUCUAUUCUAAGGGAAUCGUUGCUUUCUCGGACCCGGACCCUCACAUACGCCGACAUUUAGGCAACCGCACAGCGCUUUAUAUGUUCAUUGUGGCGAUCGGCUCGUCUAUCGUGAUAGCCAUGCAAAACUAUUUAUUCGCUUCUGGCGCUGCCGAAUUCACCGCCAAAUUGCGUUCUGUUCUGUUUCGAGCCGUCCUCGGACAGAAAGUCGAGUUUUUUGACAAACAAGAGAACAAUACUGGCGCGUUAACUGCAAAUUUGAGCGAUUACACGCAAAAAGUCAAAGGUCUGAUGGGCAUGACACUUGGCUCGGUCAUUGAAUGUUUCGCCUCUCUUGCAAUCGGUUGGGUAAUCGGGCUGAUCUUUGUCUGGAAACUUGGACUUGUUUGUAUUGCUUGUGCCCCUUUCUUGUUCCUGACUGGUUACAUCCGUUUGCGAGUGGUCAUCCAGAAAGACGAGGUCAAUCGACUUGCACAUCUCAAAACUGCCCAAAUUGCAUGUGAAGCUGCCAGCGCCUACCGAACCGUCGCGGCGCUAACUGCUGAGGAGACUUUCGUGGCGCGGUACAGCACAAGCUUGGUCGAACCACUUAGAACUGCGAAACGAACAGCCGUAUGGAGUGCCGCAUUGUUUGCCUUCUCACAGACCCUUUCGUUUUGGGUCAUUGCGCUCGCUUUUUAUUACGGCAGUGUGCUCGUCAGUAAACAAGAAUGCUCGACAUUGGGAUUUUUCAUUACCUUAGAAGCGACUAUAUUCGGGAGCAUGAAUGCGAGCAAUGUCUUCUCCUUUGUGCCGGACUUCUCAGCAGCCAAAACGGCUGGGUCGGCGAUUUUUCAGCUGAUUUCGUCUGGUUCUGGGACCCCGCCCCCUGGUGCCAAUAAGGACACCAAGAGCUCCGAGAAACCGAGCGGACAUGUGCGAUUUGACGAUGUGCACUUCAAUUACCCAACCCGGCUGGAAGAACCUGUCUUGCGUGGCCUGUCUCUCGAAGCAAGACCCGGCGAGUAUGUCGCACUGGUCGGAGCGAGCGGUUGUGGAAAGAGUACGAUCAUUCAACUCAUUGAACGGUUUUACGAUGUUCAUAAUGGGACCAUUACGCUCGACGGAGCUGCCAUCGAUGAGCUCGAUGUCCAAUCUUAUCGGAGUCAACUGGCCCUUGUUUCUCAGGAGCCAACCCUUUAUGCUGGAACGAUCAAGUUUAAUAUUCUCCUUGGAGCCUUGAAGCCAGCAGAAGAAGUCACUCAGUCGGAGCUUGAGAAAGCUUGCGCGGAUGCGAACAUCCUCGAGUUCAUUUUGGGAUUGCCGCAAGGGUUUGAAACAGAAGUUGGUGGAAAGGGAUCACAACUGAGUGGAGGCCAGAAACAACGGAUUGCCAUCGCCCGAGCACUGAUGCGGAAUCCAAGAGUAUUACUCCUGGACGAGGCUACUUCUGCCCUUGACUCGACCUCGGAGCAAGUCGUGCAAUCAGCCCUAGACAAUGCCGCUGCCGGCCGUACAACCAUAGCCAUCGCACAUCGUUUGUCGACCAUUCAAAAUGCGGACAGAAUCUAUUUCCUAAAAGACGGCACAGUCACAGAGUGUGGAACCCACGAUGAGCUGCUUCAAAUGAACGGGGAUUAUGCGAGCUUUGUGAGGCUGCAGGGACUGGAGGCGACACGAUGA
Molecule: messenger RNA, 3897 nt
Organism: Mycena indigotica
Lineage: Eukaryota; Fungi; Basidiomycota; Agaricomycetes; Agaricales; Mycenaceae
Exons: 30
Coding region: 1-3897 (1298 amino acids)
Biological process (GO): transmembrane transport
Cellular component (GO): membrane
Molecular function (GO): ATP binding; ATP hydrolysis activity; ABC-type transporter activity
Source: RefSeq, a predicted model, not a curated record